Molecule: messenger RNA, 7791 nt
Organism: Schistocerca gregaria
Lineage: Eukaryota; Metazoa; Arthropoda; Insecta; Orthoptera; Acrididae
Product: nascent polypeptide-associated complex subunit alpha, muscle-specific form-like
Exons: 1
Coding region: 1-7791 (2596 amino acids)
Source: RefSeq, a predicted model, not a curated record
AUGUCGCCACGGCCCCUCUUCCCCCGCCCGGCCCCUCUUCCCCCGCUCGGCCCCUCUUCCCCCGCCCGGCCCCUCUUCCCUCACUCGGCCCCUCUUCCCCCGCCCAGCCCCUCUUCCCCCUGCUCGGCCCCUCUUCCCCCGCCCGGCCCCUCUACCCCCGCCCGGCCUCUCUUCCCCCGCUCGGCCCCUCUUCCCCCGCCCGGCCCCUCUUCCCCCGCUCGGCCCCUCUUCCCCCGCUCGGCCCCUCUUCCCCCGCCCGGCCCCUCUUCCCCCGCCCGGCCCCUCUUCCCCCGCUCGGCCCCUCUUCCCCCGCCCAGCCCCUCUUCCCCCUGCUCGGCCCCUCUUCCCCCGCCCGGCCCCUCUUCCCCCGCCCGGCCUCUCUUCCCCCGCUCGGCCCCUCUUCCCCCGCCCGGCCCCUCUUCCCCCGCUCGGCCCCUCUUCCCCCGCUCGGCCCCUCUUCCCCCGCCCGGCCCCUCUUCCCCCGCUCGGCCCCUCUUCCCCCGCUCGGCCCCUCUUCCCCCGCCCGGCCCCUCUUCCCCCGCCCGGCCCCUCUUCCCCCGCUCGGCCCCUCUUCCCCCGCCCGGCCCCUCUUCCCCCUGCUCGGCCCCUCUUCCCCCGCCCGGCCCCUCUUCCCCCGCCCGGCCCCUCUUCCCCCGCUCGGCCCCUCUUCCCCUGCUCGGCCCCUCUUCCCCCGCCCGGCCCCUCUUCCCCCGCCCGGCCCCUCUUCCCCCGCCCGGCCCCUCUUCCCCCGCUCGGCCCCUCUUCCCCCGCCCGGCCCCUCUUCCCCCACCCGGCCCCUCUUCCCCCGCUCGGCCCCUCUUCCCCCGCCCGGCCCCUCUUCCUCCGCCCGGCCCCUCUUCCCCCUGCUCGGCCCCUCUUCCCCCGCCCGGCCCCUCUACCCCCGCCCGGCCCCUCUUCCCCCGCUCGGCCCCUCUUCCCCCGCUCGGCCCCUCUUCCCCCGCCCGGCCCCUCUUCCCCCGCCCGGCCCCUCUUCCCCCGCCCGGCCCCUCUUCCCCCUGCUCGGCCCCUCUUCCCCCGCCCGGCCCCUCUUCCCCCGCUCGGCCCCUCUUCCCCCGCUCGGCCCCUCUUCCCCUGCCCGGCCCCUCUUCCCCCGCCCGGCCCCUCUUCCCCCGCCCGGCCCAUCUUCCCCCGCCCGGCCCCUCUUCCCCCACUCGGCCCCUCUUCCCCCGCCCGGCCCCUCUUCCCCCGCCCGGCCCCUCUUCCCCCGCCCGGCCCCUCUUCCCCCGCCCGGCCCCUCUUCCCCCACUCAGCCCCUCUUCCCCUGCUCGGCCCAUCUUCCCCCGCUCGGCCACUCUUCCCCCGCCCGGCCCCUCUUCCCCCGCCCGGCCCCUCUUCCCCCGCCCGGCCCCUCUUCCCCCACUCAGCCCCUCUUCCCCCGCCCGGCCCCUCUUCCCCCGCCCGGCCCCUCUUCCACCACUCGGCCCCUCUUCCCCCGCCCGGCCCCUCUUCCCCCGCCCGGCCCCUCUUCUCCCGCCCGGCCCCUCUUCCCCCGCCCGGCCCCUCUUCCCCCACUCAGCCCCUCUUCCCCUGCUCGGCCCAUCUUCCCCCGCUCGGCCACUCUUCCCCCGCCCAGCCCCUCUUCCCCCGCCCGGCCCAUCUUCCCCCGCCCGGCCCCUCUUCCCCCACUCGGCCCCUCUUCCCCCGCCCGGCCCCUCUUCCCCCGCCCGGCCCCUCUUCCCCCGCCCGGCCCCUCUUCCCCCGCCCGGCCCCUCUUCCCCCGCCCGGCCCCUCUUACCCCGCCCGGCCCCUCUUCCCCCGCCCGGCCCCUCUUCCCCCGCCCGGCCCCUCUUCCCCCACUCAGCCCCUCUUCCCCUGCUCGGCCCAUCUUCCCCCGCUCGGCCACUCUUCCCCCGCCCAGCCCCUCUUCCCCCGCCCGGCCCCUCUUCCCCCGCCCGGCCCCUCUUCCCCCACUCAGCCCCUCUUCCCCCGCCCGGCCCCUCUUCCCCCGCCCGGCCCCUCUUCCCCCACUCGGCCCCUCUUCCCCCGCCCGGCCCAUCUUCCCCCGCCCGGCCCCUCUUCCCCCGCCCGGCCCCUCUUCCCCCACUCAGCCCCUCUUCCCCUGCUCGGCCCAUCUUCCCCCGCUCGGCCACUCUUCCCCCGCCCAGCCCCUCUUCCCCCGCCCGGCCCCUCUUCCCCCACUCAACCCCUCUUCCCCCGCCCGGCCCAUCUUCCCCCGCCCGGCCCCUCUUCCCCCACUCGGCCCCUCUUCCCCCGCCCGGCCCCUCUUCCCCCGCCCGGCCCCUCUUCCCCCGCCCGGCCCCUCUUCCCCCGCCCGGCCCCUCUUCCCCCACUCAGCCCCUCUUCCCCUGCUCGGCCCAUCUUCCCCCGCUCGGCCACUCUUCCCCCGCCCAGCCCCUCUUCCCCCGCCCGGCCCAUCUUCCCCCGCCCGGCCCAUCUUCCCCCGCCCAGCCCCUCUUCCCCCACUCGGCCCCUCUUCCCCCGCCCGGCCCCUCUUCCCCCGCUCGGCCCCUCUUCCCCCACUCGGCCCCUCUUCCCCCACUCGGCCCCUCUUCCCCCACUCAGCCCCUCUUCCCCCGCCCGGCCCCUCUUCCCUCACUCGGCCCCUCUUCCCCCGCCCAGCCCCUCUUCCCCCUGCUCGGCCCCUCUUCCCCCGCCCGGCCCCUCUUCCCCCGCCCGGCCCCUCUUCCCCCACUCAGCCCCUCUUCCCCCGCCCGGCCCAUCUUCCCCCGCCCGGCCCCUCUUCCCCCACUCGGCCCCUCUUCCCCCGCCCGGCCCCUCUUCCCCCGCCCGGCCCCUCUUCCCCCGCCCGGCCCCUCUUUCCCCGCCCGGCCACUCUUCCCCCGCCCAGCCCCUCUUCCCCCGCCCGGCCCCUCUUCCCCCACUCAGCCCCUCUUCCCCUGCUCGGCCCAUCUUCCCCCGCUCGGCCACUCUUCCCCCACUCAGCCCCUCUUCCCCCGCCCGGCCCCUCUUCCCCCGCCCGGCCCCUCUUCCCCCACUCGGCCCCUCUUCCCCCGCCCGGCCCAUCUUCCCCCGCCCGGCCCCUCUUCCCCCGCCCGGCCCCUCUUCCCCCACUCAGCCCCUCUUCCCCUGCUCGGCCCAUCUUCCCCCGCUCGGCCACUCUUCCCCCGCCCAGCCCCUCUUCCCCCGCCCGGCCCCUCUUCCCCCGCCCGGCCCCUCUUCCCCCACUCAGCCCCUCUUCCCCCGCCCGGCCCAUCUUCCCCCGCCCGGCCCCUCUUCCCCCACUCGGCCCCUCUUCCCCCGCCCGGCCCCUCUUCCCCCGCCCGGCCCCUCUUCCCCCACUCAGCCCCUCUUCCCCCGCCCGGCCCCUCUUCCCCCGCCCGGCCCCUCUUCCCCCGCUCGGCCCCUCUUCCCCCACUCGGCCCCUCUUCCCCCACUCGGCCCCUCUUCCCCCACUCAGCCCCUCUUCCCCCGCCCGGCCCCUCUUCCCUCACUCGGCCCCUCUUCCCCCGCCCAGCCCCUCUUCCCCCUGCUCGGCCCCUCUUCCCCCGCCCGGCCCCUCUUCCCCCGCCCGGCCCCUCUUCCCCCACUCAGCCCCUCUUCCCCCGCCCGGCCCAUCUUCCCCCGCCCGGCCCCUCUUCCCCCACUCAGCCCCUCUUCCCCCGCCCGGCCCCUCUUCCCCCGCCCGGCCCAUCUUCCCCCGCCCGGCCCCUCUUCCCCCGCCCGGCCCAUCUUCCCCCACUCAGCCCCUCUUCCCCCGCCCGGCCCCUCUUCCCCCGCCCGGCCACUCUUCCCCCGCCCAGCCCCUCUUCCCCCGCCCGGCCCCUCUUCCCCCGCCCGGCCCCUCUUCCCCCACUCAGCCCCUCUUCCCCCGCCCGGCCCAUCUUCCCCCGCCCGGCCCCUCUUCCCCCACUCGGCCCCUCUUCCCCCGCCCGGCCCCUCUUCCCCCGCCCGGCCCCUCUUCCCCCGCCCGGCCCCUCUUCCCCCGCCCGGCCCCUCUUCCCCCGCCCGGCCCCUCUUCCCCCGCCCGGCCCCUCUUCCCCCGCUCGGCCCCUCUUCCCCCACUCGGCCCCUCUUCCCCCACUCGGCCCCUCUUCCCCCACUCAGCCCCUCUUCCCCCGCCCGGCCCCUCUUCCCUCACUCGGCCCCUCUUCCCCCGCCCAGCCCCUCUUCCCCCUGCUCGGCCCCUCUUCCCCCGCCCGGCCCCUCUUCCCCCGCUCGGCCCCUCUUCCCCCGCUCGGCCCCUCUUCCCCUGCCCGGCCCCUCUUCCCCCGCCCGGCCCCUCUUCCCCCGCCCGGCCCAUCUUCCCCCGCCCGGCCCCUCUUCCCCCACUCGGCCCCUCUUCCCCCGCCCGGCCCCUCUUCCCCCGCCCGGCCCCUCUUCCCCCGCCCGGCCCCUCUUCCCCCGCCCGGCCCCUCUUCCCCCACUCAGCCCCUCUUCCCCUGCUCGGCCCAUCUUCCCCCGCUCGGCCACUCUUCCCCCGCCCAGCCCCUCUUCCCCCGCCCGGCCCCUCUUCCCCCACUCAGCCCCUCUUCCCCCGCCCGGCCCCUCUUCCCCCGCCCGGCCCCUCUUCCCCCACUCGGCCCCUCUUCCCCCGCCCGGCCCAUCUUCCCCCGCCCGGCCCCUCUUCCCCCGCCCGGCCCGUCUUCCCCCACUCAGCCCCUCUUCCCCUGCUCGGCCCAUCUUCCCCCGCUCGGCCACUCUUCCCCCGCCCAGCCCCUCUUCCCCCGCCCGGCCCCUCUUCCCCCACUCAGCCCCUCUUCCCCCGCCCGGCCCAUCUUCCCCCGCCCGGCCCCUCUUCCCCCACUCGGCCCCUCUUCCCCCGCCCGGCCCCUCUUCCCCCGCCCGGCCCCUCUUCCCCCGCCCGGCCCCUCUUCCCCCGCCCGGCCCCUCUUCCCCCACUCAGCCCCUCUUCCCCUGCUCGGCCCGUCUUCCCCCGCUCGGCCACUCUUCCCCCGCCCAGCCCCUCUUCCCCCGCCCGGCCCAUCUUCCCCCGCCCGGCCCCUCUUCCCCCACUCGGCCCCUCUUCCCCCGCCCGGCCCCUCUUCCCCCGCUCGGCCCCUCUUCCCCCACUCGGCCCCUCUUCCCCCACUCGGCCCCUCUUCCCCCACUCAGCCCCUCUUCCCCCACUCAGCCCCUCUUCCCCUGCUCGGCCCAUCUUCCCCCGCUCGGCCACUCUUCCCCCGCCCAGCCCCUCUUCCCCCGCCCGGCCCCUCUUCCCCCACUCAGCCCCUCUUCCCCCGCCCGGCCCCUCUUCCCCCGCCCGGCCCCUCUUCCCCCGCCCGGCCACUCUUCCCCCGCCCAGCCCCUCUUCCCCCGCCCGGCCCCUCUUCCCCCACUCAGCCCCUCUUCCCCUGCUCGGCCCAUCUUCCCCCGCUCGGCCACUCUUCCCCCGCCCAGCCCCUCUUCCCCCACUCAGCCCCUCUUCCCCCGCCCGGCCCCUCUUCCCCCGCCCGGCCCCUCUUCCCCCACUCGGCCCCUCUUCCCCCGCCCGGCCCAUCUUCCCCCGCCCGGCCCCUCUUCCCCCGCCCGGCCCCUCUUCCCCCACUCAGCCCCUCUUCCCCUGCUCGGCCCAUCUUCCCCCGCUCGGCCACUCUUCCCCCGCCCAGCCCCUCUUCCCCCGCCCGGCCCCUCUUCCCCCGCCCGGCCCCUCUUCCCCCACUCAGCCCCUCUUCCCCCGCCCGGCCCAUCUUCCCCCGCCCGGCCCCUCUUCCCCCACUCGGCCCCUCUUCCCCCGCCCGGCCCCUCUUCCCCCGCCCGGCCCCUCUUCCCCCACUCGGCCCCUCUUCCCCCACUCGGCCCCUCUUCCCCCACUCAGCCCCUCUUCCCCCGCCCGGCCCCUCUUCCCCCGCCCGGCCCCUCUUCCCCCGCCCGGCCCCUCUUCCCCCGCCCGGCCCCUCUUCCCCCACUCAGCCCCUCUUCCCCUGCUCGGCCCAUCUUCCCCCGCUCGGCCACUCUUCCCCCGCCCAGCCCUUCUUCCCCCGCCCGUCCCAUCUUCCCCCGCCCGGCCCCUCUUCCCCCACUCGGCCCCUCUUCCCCCGCCCGGCCCCUCUUCCCCCGCUCGGCCCCUCUUCCCCCACUCGGCCCCUCUUCCCCCACUCGGCCCCUCUUCCCCCACUCAGCCCCUCUUCCCCCGCCCGGCCCCUCUUCCCUCACUCGGCCCCUCUUCCCCCGCCCAGCCCCUCUUCCCCCUGCUCGGCCCCUCUUCCCCCGCCCGGCCCCUCUUCCCCCGCCCGGCCCCUCUUCCCCCACUCAGCCCCUCUUCCCCCGCCCGGCCCAUCUUCCCCCGCCCGGCCCCUCUUCCCCCACUCAGCCCCUCUGCCCCCGCCCGGCCCCUCUUCCCCCGCCCGGCCCCUCUUCCCCCACUCGGCCCCUCUUCCCCCGCCCGGCCCAUCUUCCCCCGCCCGGCCCCUCUUCCCCCGCCCGGCCCAUCUUCCCCCGCCCGGCCCCUCUUCCCCCACUCGGCCCCUCUUCCCCCGCCCGGCCCCUCUUCCCCCGCCCGGCCCCUCUUCCCCCGCCCGGCCCCUCUUCCCCCGCCCGGCCCCUCUUCCCCCGCUCGGCCCCUCUUCCCCCGCCCGGCCCCUCUUCCCCCGCUCGGCCCCUCUUCCCCCACUCGGCCCCUCUUCCCCCACUCGGCCCCUCUUCCCCCACUCAGCCCCUCUUCCCCCGCCCGGCCCCUCUUCCCUCACUCGGCCCCUCUUCCCCCGCCCAGCCCCUCUUCCCCCUGCUCGGCCCCUCUUCCCCCGCCCGGCCCCUCUUCCCCCGCUCGGCCCCUCUUCCCCCGCUCGGCCCCUCUUCCCCUGCCCGGCCCCUCUUCCCCCGCCCGGCCCCUCUUCCCCCGCCCGGCCCAUCUUCCCCCGCCCGGCCCCUCUUCCCCCACUCGGCCCCUCUUCCCCCGCCCGGCCCCUCUUCCCCCGCCCGGCCCCUCUUCCCCCGCCCGGCCCCUCUUCCCCCACUCAGCCCCUCUUCCCCUGCUCGGCCCAUCUUCCCCCGCUCGGCCACUCUUCCCCCGCCCAGCCCCUCUUCCCCCGCCCGGCCCCUCUUCCCCCGCCCGGCCCCUCUUCCCCCACUCAGCCCCUCUUCCCCCGCCCGGCCCCUCUUCCCCCGCCCGGCCCCUCUUCCCCCACUCGGCCCCUCUUCCCCCGCCCGGCCCAUCUUCCCCCGCCCGGCCCCUCUUCCCCCGCCCGGCCCCUCUUCCCCCACUCAGCCCCUCUUCCCCUGCUCGGCCCAUCUUCCCCCGCUCGGCCACUCUUCCCCCGCCCAGCCCCUCUUCCCCCGCCCGGCCCCUCUUCCCCCGCCCGGCCCCUCUUCCCCCACUCAGCCCCUCUUCCCCCGCCCGGCCCAUCUUCCCCCGCCCGGCCCCUCUUCCCCCACUCGGCCCCUCUUCACCCGCCCGGCCCCUCUUCCCCCGCCCGGCCCCUCUUCCCCCACUCGGCCCCUCUUCCCCCACUCGGCCCCUCUUCCCCCACUCAGCCCCUCUUCCCCCGCCCGGCCCCUCUUCCCCCGCCCGGCCCCUCUUCCCCCGCCCGGCCCCUCUUCCCCCGCCCGGCCCCUCUUCCCCCGCCCGGCCCCUCUUCCCCCACUCAGCCCCUCUUCCCCUGCUCGGCCCAUCUUCCCCCGCUCGGCCACUCUUCCCCCGCCCAGCCCCUCUUCCCCCGCCCGGCCCCUCUUCCCCCGCCCGGCCCCUCUUCCCCCGCUCGGCCCCUCUUCCCCCGCCCGGCCCCUCUUCCCCCGCCCGGCCCCUCUUCCCCCACUCAGCCCCUCUUCCCCCGCCCGGCCCCUCUUCCCCCGCCCGGCCCUCUUCCCCUUCCCGGCCCCUCUUCCCCAACACAUAACCUCAGAUGCUCUUGA